Messenger RNA from Acaulospora colombiana, 1659 nucleotides. NCBI's taxonomy places the organism in Eukaryota, Fungi, Glomeromycota, Glomeromycetes, Diversisporales, Acaulosporaceae. The record is from the annotation of a GenBank genome assembly.
AUGUUUGAGUUUGCCCGAUUUCCCAUCUACGUGCGAUUGCUGCAUGGCGCAUUAAAUGACAAGAAUGACGGAAAAAAGGAGUACAUUGAAGAAGACGGUCAUGGAGCACUGGGAAGAUCACUCUCCUCAAAUUUCGGCUCGUCUACCGGGUUGCUCUCCCAUCCAGCUAGGAUGUCCCAAGACCUCCUCCAAGAGUUUGCGAGCUGGGGAAGAGAUCAUGGAUUCGACCUCAAUGAGAUAAGCACAAUGGUCCUGCAGCUACCUUAUGUCAUGCAGAACAUCAGUGCCUCGAGCUCACCCUUUGACAAUAGCCGUAGGAAUGAUGGUUGUUUUAUGGGAUACGAUCAUAACGUUACCAGACGUACGUCUAGCUCUCCUGAACAUGGCCGGCUCUGGCUAACACUUGCUCCCAAUUCGACAGGAAGUACAAUUUAUUUGGCCGAUGCCGCUUGGAUUAAUCAACCUUAUGGGGAAGAAGGCCAUCCAUCAUAUAUCCUCUUUAUGCGUUCUAUGUUGGGGUUUGCUACUGCAAGCAUGGCCAGUGAGUGCAUCGUCUACGUUCUUGUGAUCUUGCUCAUUUUCGAUGGUGACUUGACUGAGUGUUCCCUGUCCGGUGUACAGAUCCUGUUCGACAUUGUAAUCUUCGUCCUUACUGCGAUAAAAGCCAAACAAGACAACGUCGCGUUGCAGCGCAGCUCCAGACAAACUGCCCCUGUGCUCGUGAGCUUCUAUCUUUUGCUAGGGAUCUAUUGUGUGUUGAUCAUUGCCCUACGGAUCAUCAAUUUUGCUGCGUGGGCGUUCAUGGACGAAUCGUUGGUCUACAUUAUGAUAGUUUUCCUCUGGGCGAUGGUUACGACCUUGAUCAAUCGAUUCUAUCUUAACCUACGACGUGUUGCCUAUACUACGGCUGCUGCAAUCCUUACGAAUGCCUCGAUACGGGAGCGAGAGCGCCCAAUCCAACCGGGCUAUGGUCACUACUACCACGGCGGUGUGGGUGCCACUGCGGGUGCCUAUCACGGCGGCAUGAUCGAUACAUACACAAGAAAGGGUGCUCAGUCCCCUUGGAUUGACCUCGAGGACGGACGUUCGCCGAUUCUGGACAUCAUUAGGAACGGGGUGGUAGAUGAAGUUGUUAUAGCCGAAGUUGGACGACAGAGAGCGGCCCAAGGCGGAGUAAUAGAGACGCAUGGGUCUGUGCUUGACGCCACUGGCGGUGAUAGGUCGUGGUAUAACAGAACCACAGACUUUCCCGAGAUGGAUGAGGAGGAACCAAUACCCUUGCAGCCGCCGGCUCAUGGGAUUCUUGUCUCGCAAGGGCAAAAACGUGGUCAACGUCCCGAACCUGGUUUCACGGAUGAAGAGUUGCAAUAUCUGGAAACCACCCUGCAAAUUAUUGAAUCUAUAUCACUCGAUACCCUCCGCUUGAAUGAGAAAGAAGAUGGUGCUAUCAAUAUGGCAGGCGAGGACUCACCUCGUCCGAGCCCGCACCCCGAUACCGACAUACAAGCAAAUCCGACAAUUUGGAAUAAAUUAAACUCCGCACUGCUGGCUAGAAGUACCGUGGGAAGUGUCCAAACUCUGGUUGGUGUUGCAUGCUUGUUUGCUGGACUCAAGAUUAUGGCCGCUUCAGAGGAUGGUUUUGAGCUCUUGCACAAAUAG